Messenger RNA from Acanthosepion pharaonis, 471 nucleotides. NCBI's taxonomy places the organism in Eukaryota, Metazoa, Mollusca, Cephalopoda, Sepiida, Sepiidae. The record is from the annotation of a GenBank genome assembly.
AUGUUUUUUCCUUUGUGUCUGCCGCUGUCUGGCCAGGCAGCAAAUAUAUCUCCCUUCUCAUGCCCAGUCAAGAAUAGCUCAUCACAUCCGGCUGCAUGUAUUUCUCACUCAUUUAUCUAUCCCCCAUCUAUGAUAUUGUUUAACACUUCUCUCUAUCAUACAUUAUUCCUCACCCAUUUUAUCUAUACACCAUCUAUUAUAUUAUAUAACACUUCUUUCUAUUAUUCAUUAUUCCUCACCCAUUUUAUCUAUCCCCCAUGCAUUAUAUUAUAUAAUACUUCUCUCUAUUAUACAUUAUUCUUCACCCAUUUUAUCUAUCCCCCAUCUAUUAUAUUAUAUAAGACAUCUCUCUAUUAUACAUUAUUCCUCACUUGUUUUAUCUAUCCCCCAUCUAUUAUAUUAUAUAUCACUUCUCUCUUAUACAUUAUUUCUCACCCAAUUUAUCUAUCCCCCAUUUAUUAUAUUAUAUAA